This is a messenger RNA of Sorex fumeus (smoky shrew), 3616 nucleotides long. It is a transcript of the gene SH3PXD2A, whose product is annotated as SH3 and PX domains 2A. The coding region runs from base 149 to 3592 and encodes 1147 amino acids. The transcript is spliced from 15 exons. Gene Ontology annotation, molecular function: superoxide-generating NADPH oxidase activator activity; protein binding; phosphatidylinositol binding. Gene Ontology annotation, biological process: superoxide anion generation. The record is from RefSeq and is a predicted model, not a curated record. NCBI's taxonomy places the organism in Eukaryota, Metazoa, Chordata, Mammalia, Eulipotyphla, Soricidae.
GCCGCCCGGGGCGCACGGAGCCCGCGGCCGGAGAGUACCUGGGGACGCCCCGAGCCCGGGGAGCGGGGAGCGGGGAGCAGCCGCCCGGAGCGCGGCCGGGAUGAGAAGGUGACACCGCCGGGGGGCGCCACUCGCUUUGUGCGCGAAGAUGCUCGCCUACUGCGUGCAGGAUGCCACGGUGGUGGACGUGGAGAAGCGCAGAAACCCCUCCAAACACUACGUAUACAUCAUCAACGUGACCUGGUCCGACUCCACAUCCCAGACCAUCUACAGGAGGUACAGCAAGUUCUUUGACCUGCAGAUGCAGCUUCUGGAUAAGUUUCCCAUCGAAGGUGGCCAGAAGGACCCCAAGCAGAGGAUCAUCCCCUUCCUCCCAGGAAAGAUCCUGUUCCGGAGAAGCCACAUCCGGGACGUUGCUGUGAAGAGGCUGAGGCCCAUCGACGAGUACUGCCGGGCGCUAGUCCGGCUGCCUCCUCACAUUUCCCAGUGCGACGAAGUCUUUCGGUUUUUUGAGGCCCGGCCAGAGGAUGUCAACCCCCCGAAAGAGGACUAUGGCAGCUCCAGGAGGAAAUCAGUGUGGCUGUCCAGCUGGGCUGAGUCUCCCAAGAAGGACCUCACAGGUGCCGACGCCAACGCCGAGCCCAUGAUCCUGGAGCAGUACGUGGUGGUGUCCAACUACCGGAAGCAGGAGAACUCGGAGCUGAGCCUCCAGGCCGGGGAGGUGGUGGAGGUCAUCGAGAAGAACGAGAGCGGCUGGUGGUUCGUGAGCACCUCUGAGGAGCAGGGCUGGGUCCCCGCCACGUACCUGGAGGCCCAGAAUGGCACCAGGGAUGACUCAGACAUCGACGCCUCCAAGACGGGGGAAGUGUCCAAGAGACGCAAAGCCCAUCUGCGGCGCCUGGAUCGCCGGUGGACCCUGGGCGGGAUGGUCAACAGGCAGCACAGCCGAGAAGAGAAGUAUGUCGCGGUGCAGCCGUACACCAGCCAGAGCAAGGACGAGAUCGGCUUUGAGAAGGGGGUCACAGUGGAGGUGAUCCGGAAGAACCUGGAAGGCUGGUGGUACAUCAGAUACCUGGGCCGAGAGGGCUGGGCGCCUGCCUCCUACCUGAAGAAAGCCAAGGACGAGCUGCCUGCCCGGAAGAAGAACCUGGCAGGCCCCGUGGAGAUCAUCGGGAACAUCAUGGAGAUCAGCAACCUGCUCAACAAGAAGGCAUCGGGGGACAAGGACGCUGCGCCGGGUGACAGCGAGGGCCCCGAGGCGCCCAUCACCAAGAAGGAGAUCAGCCUGCCCAUCCUCUGCACCGCCUCUAAUGGUAGCGCCCUGGGCGGACCCGACAGGACCACCGCUAAGCUGGGCCACGGCUCCCCAGCAGUGGCCCGGAUUGCACCGCAGAGGGCCCAGAUCAGCUCCCCUAACCUUCGGACACGGCCUCCCCCACGCAGAGAGUCCAGCCUGGGCUUCCAGCUCCCCAAGCCGCCGGAGCCCCCGUCUGUGGAGGUGGAGUACUACACCAUCGCCGAGUUCCAGUCCUGCAUCUCCGACGGAAUCAGCUUUCGGGGCGGACAGAAGGCCGAGGUCAUCGACAAGAACUCGGGCGGCUGGUGGUACGUGCAGAUCGGCGAGAAGGAAGGCUGGGCCCCCGCGUCUUACAUCGACAAGCGCAAGAAACCCAACCUGGGCCGGCGCACCAGCACCCUGACCCGGCCCAAGGUGCCCCCGCCCGCACCCCCCAGCAAGCCCAAGGAGGCCGAGGAGGGCCAGGACUCGCCGCUGAAGGCCAGGUACGAGGAGCCCGAGUACGACAUUCCCGCCCUGGGCUGCGACUCGGAGCCCGAGCCGAGCGAGGAGAUGGCCGAGGACGGCGGCCCUGGGGACAAGCAGCCCGGCUCGGCCCACCGGCCCUCGCCCGCCUCCUCCCUGCAGCGUGCCCACUUCAAGGUGGGCGGCUCGGCAGAGGAUGUGGCCCCCGAGGAGGAGACCAUCUAUGAGAAUGAGGGCUUCCGGCCCCCUGCCGAGGACCCCCCAUCGGCCCGGCGGUCCUCUCGAGACAGCAGCUCCCCAGGGGGCUCCCCACUCUCCCUCACCAGGAAGGACUCCCCCAAACCGGGCUCCCCCAAAUCGGCGUCGCUCCUUAAGCUCAAGGCGGAGAAGAACGCCCAGGGAGGGUUGGGGCAGAGCCAGCCACCGGCCUUCUCCUCUUCCAUCACCAUCAACACCACGGGCUCCUCCUUAUCCUCAUCCUCCUCCUCCUCCUCGUCCUCCUCUUCCUCCUCCUCCUCCUCCCUGUCCAAGAACGGCAGUGGCGAACUGAAGCCCCGCUCUGCCUCGGACGCGGGCAUCCGCGGCACCCCCAAGGUUGGGGCCAAGAAGGACGCCGAGCCCAAGGCCGGGCUGACCCCCUCCAGCACCCGGGCCAAGCCGUCGGUCCGGCCCAAGCCCUUCCUGAACCGAGCGGAGUCGCAGAGUCCCGAGAAGAUGGACAUCAGCACUUUACGGCGCCAGCUGCGGCCCACGGGCCAGCUGCGGGGCGGGCUCAAGAGCUCCCGGAGCGAGGACUCGGGGCUGCCCCCCGCCAGCGCCUCGGAGGGGCCUGGCGAAGGGUCCCGGAGGGGCUCGGCAGACACCCUCCCGCUCCCCGCCGUCCCGGCCCCGAGCCCUGCCAAGAAGGGACAGGAGGGCCAGGCCUACACCACAUGCAGCGCCUACCAGAAGGUGCAGGACUCGGAGAUCAGCUUCCCCGCGGGCGUGGAGGUGCAGGUGCUGGAGAAGCAGGAGAGCGGCUGGUGGUACGUGCGCUGCGGGGAGCUGGAGGGCUGGGCCCCCUCCCACUACCUGGUGCUGGAGGAUGCGACGCCCGCCACGGAGCCGGGCGGGAGAGAGCCGGAGGCGGCGGCGGUGGUGGCCGGCAAGGGCAGGCAGCCCGAGGGCAAGUCGGACAGCCUGGAGAAGAUCGAGAAGCGGGUGCAGGCGCUGAACACGGUCAACCAGAGCAAGCGGGCCACCCCGCCCAUCCCCUGCAAGCCCCCGGGGGGCUUCGGCAAGACACCCGGCGGCGGCGGCGGCGGCGGAGCCAGUGCGGUCAAGAUGAGGAACGGCGUGCGGCAGGUGGCCGUGCGGCCGCAGUCCGUGUUCGUGUCCCCACCCCCCAAGGACAACAACCUGUCGUGCGCCCUGCGCAGGAACGAGUCGCUCACGGCCACCGACGCGCUGCGGGGCGUCCGCCGGAACUCCUCGUUCAGCGCCGCGCGCUCGGCAGGGGCAGCGGCGGCCAGCGGCGAGGCCAGCGCGCGGGCCGCCAGCCCCGCGUCCGACUCGCCGCCGCUGCUGCCCGCGCAGCGCAACGGCAUCCCCGUGUCCCCCGUGCGGCCCAAGCCCAUCGAGAAGUCCCAGUUCAUCCACAACAACCUCAAGGACGUGUACGUGUCCAUCGCCGACUACGAGGGCGACGACGAGACGGCCGGCUUCCAGGAGGGCGUGUCCAUGGAGGUGCUGGAGCGUAACCCCAACGGCUGGUGGUACUGCCAGAUCCUGGACGGCGCCAAGCCCUUCAAGGGCUGGGUGCCCUCCAACUACCUGGAGAAAAAGAACUGACCCCCUGGGGCGAGGGGGGCUCCC